Molecule: messenger RNA, 1344 nt
Organism: Ramularia collo-cygni
Lineage: Eukaryota; Fungi; Ascomycota; Dothideomycetes; Mycosphaerellales; Mycosphaerellaceae
Product: probable S-(hydroxymethyl)glutathione dehydrogenase
Exons: 5
Coding region: 1-1344 (447 amino acids)
Molecular function (GO): zinc ion binding; oxidoreductase activity
Source: RefSeq, a predicted model, not a curated record
AUGGCUCUCUCUCAAGCAGCAUACAAAGCCGAACAGGCUCUUGGUCACGGAGACAACGCGAUUACUGCACAGGACGUAACCAACCCAGGCAAUGACCGCGAAAAGUAUGGCGAUCCAACCAAGAACAUGAAGGCUUUGGCCUGGAUGGGCAAGAACACCGUGAGCGUGAUCGACUGCCCAAAGCCAAAGGUCAUUGAGGAUCAAGAUGUCAUUCUGAAAAUCRCUGGAUCGACCGUAUGCGGAUCUGACUUGCAUCUUCUACACGGAAGUGUCAUCGAACUUGAGAAGGGCGAUAUCUUGGGCCACGAGUUUUGUGGUAUCGUCGAUGAAAUGGGCCCAGCUGUCAAAGGCUUGAACGUUGGUGACAGAGUAGUUGCAAGUUUCCAGAUCGCCUGCGGUGACUGUCGGUAUUGCCACAAGAAGCUGUCUUCGCAGUGUGAGAAGACCAACUCGAACACAAUCGAAAACGCCAUGUACGGYGGAAGAACGGCUGGCAUGUUCGGCUACUCCCACUUUACUGGAGGCUUUGCUGGUGGCCAAGCAGAAUACACCAGAGUGCCCUAUGGUAAUGUCAAUCUGCUCAAGAUUCCCGACGAUGUGCCCGAUGAGAAGGCUCUGUAUCUCUCAGACGUCAUCGCUACAAGCUGGAAUUGCGUCGUCGAUACUGGUGUAAAGGAGGGCGAUGUAGUGGCGGUGUGGGGAGCUGGACCUAUAGGUCAGAUGGCCGCUGAGUUUGCCUUUAUGAAUGGUGCAAGCAGAGUCAUCGUGAUUGACUGCMACUGGAGACUGGACUAUGUCAAGUCGAAAUACCCCAAGGUUGAGACAGUCGACUUUUCCGAGCUCAAGGGCACCAAGGCUGUUGUGACGAAGCUCAAGGAAAUGUGUGAUGGCGUUGGUCCAGACGUGGCUCUUGAGUGCGUGGCAGGAGAAUAUCCAAAGGGCUGGUUCCACGCUGUUCAGAUCGCCGCCGGUCUCGAGACCGAUACCAGCGAGAUUCUCAACGAGAUGAUCGAAUCGGUGAAGAAUUACGGCCGUGUCGGUAUCACUGGCGUCUACGUUGGAUACACCAACAACUUCAACAUCGGCUCCGUGAUGGAGCGAGGCAUUCGAUUCAUUGGCAAUGGCCAAGCUCCUGUUCACUUGUACUGGGAAGAACUGCUCAAGCGUAUCCAAUCGGGAGAGAUCGACCCAUUGAAGAUGGUGACCCAUCGCGUACGAAUGGAAGACUUGGACAAAGUCUACUACAAAUUCGACAAGAAGGAGGAUGGGAUGCAGAAAGUCUUUGUUCAGACCCAAUUUUCGGCACCCCCAUGUGAGGGCAGCCCACAAUUGACUGAAUACUGA